AUGUCCCUGUCCCCACUACUGAGCCCUAGACCCUCUUCAGAGACCCUCAGCCACCCCCCUGGAGAGCCUAGGGGAGUGGAAAUGGCGGCUAUCAGGCUGCGGGGCACCGACCCUGUGGCUGAGUCCCCAGCAUUGCCAGCGCCUUCUUCCCAUGAGGACCGAGUUGGGGGCAAGCACCAUGAGCACCCUGUCUCUGGCAGCGAGGUAGUAGAGUCUGAGCAGGACAAUCUGCACCUUUGUCUGUUGGGGCCAGGCCUCCAGCUGCAGGACCUGGAGUAUGACCUGGGGCCCUGGGCAUCGGCCCAGAGCAGGAUCGUCCAACUGCAGGCCCUACAGGCAGACCUGCAUGGUGCAGCAGAGCGUGUAGAUGCCCUGGUGGCAUUUGGUGAAGGGCUGGCACAGCGGAGUGAGCCGCAGGCCCUGGCCUCCCUGGAGAAGGUCGUGAGGACCCUGGGAGCCCACCGGGACAGCAUCUUCUGGCGGCUGUGGCAACUGCAGGCCCAGCUGGUCAGCUCCAGCCUGGUAUUCGAGGAGGCCGACACACUGGACCAAGACUUGGAGGUGGAGGGGGACUCGGACGGGCCAGGAGUGGGGGGCAUCUGGGGCCCCUGGGCGCCCAGUAGCCUCCCCAGUCCUGCAGAGCUGGAGUGGGACCCUGCGGGGGACAUAGGCGGUGUCAGGCCUCUCGGACGAAAAAUGGCCUGGACCCCUGGGGCUCCCUGUGAGCUGUGUGGUUAUAGGCGACUCCAGAGCAGGGGCCAAGGCCUUGAGGACCUGCUCAGGUCAGGCCUUAACCAUAGGAAACACUUAGCUGGACAUCAGAGACACUCUCUGCUCCAGAAAACUCAGACCAAGAAGCAGCACCGGUCACCCAGGCUCCAGGAGAUGCAGCUGGCGGUUGCACCUGGGGCUCCUGCAAUCAGGCGACCCCUGAUCUUCCUAAUCCUCAUCCUCUUCCUUCUUCUGGUGGGGGCCACAAUGCUGCUGCCCAUGACAGGGGACCCCUGCUGCUCGCCCAGUAGGCUGGCCCGGGCACCUUACCUGGUGCUCAGUUAUGUCAAUGGGCCUCCCCCUCUCUGA
Molecule: messenger RNA, 1080 nt
Organism: Sorex fumeus (smoky shrew)
Lineage: Eukaryota; Metazoa; Chordata; Mammalia; Eulipotyphla; Soricidae
Gene: SYNE4
Product: spectrin repeat containing nuclear envelope family member 4
Exons: 8
Coding region: 1-1080 (359 amino acids)
Biological process (GO): establishment of epithelial cell apical/basal polarity
Cellular component (GO): nuclear outer membrane; meiotic nuclear membrane microtubule tethering complex; nuclear envelope
Source: RefSeq, a predicted model, not a curated record